Messenger RNA from Closterium sp. Naga37s-1, 8487 nucleotides. The record is from the annotation of a GenBank genome assembly. Lineage: Eukaryota; Viridiplantae; Streptophyta; Zygnematophyceae; Desmidiales; Closteriaceae.
AUGGAGAGAGCUGAAGCGCUAGGGAGUGUCGGAAGAGGGGUUGAGGAGGAGGAGUGGAAGGAGUGGAUCAGCCUGUCGACUGAAAUGCAUUCUGAGCUGCAGUUCUCGGAAGACCAAGACUGGUUCUCUGAGCAUGGGACCCAGGAAGCUUCCGGAGUAACAGACAGAAGCGACAGCGGGGUGACCGUCAGCAGGGCUUGCCAGAGCAAGGGUGGCUCUAACGAGCGGCAGAGCGAGGAGGCAAAGGCUGCUUACAUACCAGUGGCAAUGGAAGGCGAGGGAGUUUGGUCAAAUCCCCUGCCCGUGGAGGGCAGUCCGUGGGAGGGUGGACUCCGUUGGGGUGAUUCGCACGCUGCAGUGGGGGACUCGCGGAGCGAACAGUGUGACACAAACGCGGGUGAUUCUAUUGAGGGGGAUGCAUGGACGUUUGACGAUACCGAAGGUGCGGGGUGUGAUGACGAGGUGGUGGGGAGCUGGGCGGGUGAGAUGGACGAGGGCGAUGGGGAGGGGGAGGAGGAGAGCGGACAGGCACGGGAAGGCGGGGAAUUGGGCAUGGGAAUGGGAAUGGGAUUUGACAGUACAUGGCCUCGUGGUGGGUCUAUUGCCGUUUCAGGAGCUGCUUCUGCAUUCCAACCUGCUGAAGCUUCUAAACCCGCUGGGUCUACUGGUGGUGAUGCUGCAGGGCAGUCAGCAGGCAGGAACAGCACUGCUGGUGGGGCGUUCGCCGGUGCCGCGCCUGCCAGUGGUGGUGGUGGUGUGGGUGGGGCGUGCUGGAGUGCGGAGGAGGUGAAGCGGCUUCUAGCGGCUCUGGAGCAGCAGAGCCAGAAGGUGCUGCUGGCGCAGCAGAAGCAGCAGCGCAGCAGAGAGAUGGGCCAGUUGGAGGACGAUGGCGUGGGGAGGUGGAUGGGGAUGGGUGAGGGUGAUGAUGUGGGUGGAAUGGAUGUGGUUGAUGAGCUGGCGAAGGGUCAUGCUGACCUGGCGGCUGAUACAAUCACACCUGCCGUUUUGCCCACCAGCCUUCACUCGAAGGAAAGUGACAGUAGUGGAAGCCUAACCGGUCUCCCCGGGAGUGAUCGUGUGGGAGGUCCGAGAGGGGGAGACGAGGGUGGGACGUUCUUCGAUGCGGCCAAGGAGCUGGAGCGAGAGCUGGUGACGCGGUGGGGUGGACGCGGGGAUAGAGAGGCCGGGGAAGCGGACUCUGAGUGGACCCAUGGGAGCAUCAAGGGCGAGGGGAGAGAUGGGGGGCGGGGAGGGGCAAGGGAGGACGGGGAUAGUGGGAGGGGGGGAGGGGAGGAGGAAUGGAGGACGUUCUUUGAUGAGGUGGCGGGGCUGAAGGAGGAAAUAGAGGGGCUGGAGGGGCUGGAGGGGGUGGAGGGGUUGAAGGGGUUGACGUUGGGGGAGGGGUUUGUGCCGAGUGCAGACGAAGGGCCAGAGCCGGGCAGAGGCUCUUUCGCCCGUGCUGGUCUGCAGGAGAAGACUGCAGGGGUGGUGGAGGCUCAGGGAGCUCAGGGAGUGGAGCAGGGGAGGGUGCAUCUGGGGAAGGCACACCAGGGCUCAGGUUCAGGGCAGCGAAGUGGUGGCAAGGGCAGGCUGAGAGGCGCGGGUUUGAGACGGGGGUUCCUGCUGGGGGGUGGUGGUGGUAGUGGUGGUAGUGGUGGUGGAAGGGAUGGGCGGGGAGGCAAGGAGGUGGGGAGCCGGGAGGUGCAGGAGCAUGGGGAGGACGGGGGGGGGAGGGAGAAGGGUAGUGGUGGGCUGAAUGAGAGUGCGGUGGCGGGAGGAAAGGAUGGGACGUGGAAGGAAGAGGAUGGUCAAACUAGCCGUGUUAGUGGGGCCAGUCUUGGUACUAUUGACAGCAACGGUGGUGACGGUGCUGCUGCUGCUGGUGCUGCUGCUGCUGCUGGUGUGGAUGCACCUGUUGCAUCGCCCUCUCAUACGCCACAAGCCGCACACGCCACACCUGCUGCAGCCCCCAUAGACGAGGCGCAAGCUGCGUUUACCCGUGUGCAUCCGCUCUGCAUGGCUGUGGUGGACGCGCGGGGGGACCACCAGCAGCUGCCACGUGCCAUCAAGCGAUUGGAGGAGGAGAUUGGGAGCAAGGACGUGCCUGUGAGGGGGCUUCAAGCGUGCCUCGAGUUCCUCCUCUUCCCACUCUUGCUCGUGCUGUCUCCACCCACCCCCACCGCCACUCCCUCUGCACCUGCCACCAUUCCCUCCCCCGCCCCCGCCUCCCUCGCUUCUAUGGUUCCCACUGCUGCUUCUUCCAAAGUUUCUGCUUUAGCUGCACCAGGCAAGGGGCGGCCCAGGAGCACAGAGGACGAGCGUGCGGCUGACAUCGCGCCACGUGGCAGGCAGCGAGUGGUGGAGUCAGCCCUCAGCUGCAUGCACGUGGCGCUGACCCGCUGCGCCGUGCGAUCACACGACCAGGCUACCUCUCUCCUCCGCUUCCUCGCCUCUGCCACCACCCCCACUCCCCAACCACCUCCCACCUCAAAUACUAACGCAAGCGUCCCGGAUCGCCCUGCUCCCAGCCCAUCAUCCGGAGCGGUGACUCCAUCAGCGUCUCACCCACCGUCACACCCACCAUCAGCAUCGGCAGCACUUGCAAGCAUGUCGGGGAUUGCGCAGUCAGAGGAGGCGCGGCUGCUGGCACUGCGCUGCCUCUCCGCCCUCCUCUCCCACCUCCCUCGCUGCUCGCCCUCCUCCUGCUGCUGCACCACCGCUGCUGCUGGCAGCACCACCACCAGCGGCCACAACACGAGCACCAGCAGUAGCAGCAGCAGUGGCAGUGAUAGCAAUGCGAGCAGCAAGUGUGUGGCUGGUGUGUUACAGGAGCAGGAGGCAGCGCCUUUGCUGGGUCACCUACUCUCUAACAUGCUCUCUGCAGCAGAGGCAGAGGCUCAACUGGGCACGAGGGGCAGCCAGCAGGUCCGGGUGGAGUCACUGCGAGCCGUGCGCCUCCUUGUGGCUGUGGCGCACACACCCGAUGCGCUCGCCUUUUUCCUUCCCGGGAUCCUCAGUGGUCUCUCCCGCGCCGCCCUCGCCCCCUUCUCCCCGCGCUCCAGUGAGCCGCUCACACGUGGCGCCGCAGCAGACCCCUCAGCGGUGGCCGAGGCCCUGCUUGGGCUGUCGCAAGCGCUAGUGCUGGUCCUGGGGGAUGCUUAUAGCGAGGAUGGACAUGGAGGGGUUCCUUAUAGGGAGGAGAAUGAGGAGGGGAUUGAGAGAGGCGAGACAGAGGAGGAGCGAGCUUUGAGCAUGCUGCAGCAGAUGGUGGGUCGCAUGGGGGAGCGGAGAGGGGAGGGCAGGAAAGGAGGGCAAACGGGAGAGAGUGUGGAAGCAAGGGGGGUAGAGGAAGGAGAGAAGGAUCGGUUGGGAGAGCACGGGGUGGAGUUGGAAGGGAAGCUGCCGGGCGAAAAGGCAAGCGGCACAGCAGGGAUGGGGGAAGGCACAGUGAUACUGAGGGAAGUGAGUGUGAUGAGGCGGCGUGAAGACGAGAGUAAUUCCUUACGAGCACACGCGGGAACGAGUGUGGGGCGUGCGGGAGCAGGAGAUGCAGGGGAGGGUGGUAGGGGAGGAGACGGGGGAGUGAGAGGGGCAGGAGGCGGGGUGGGGAGAGGGAUGGUGGUGCUGCGGGUGGAGAGGGACGAGGCGUGGCGCAGGGAGACAGGCGCCAAGGUGCUCGUGCUGCUGCAGAAAGUGCUUCCCAAGAAUCCCGUCCUCGCUCUGCAACCACCCACCACGCUCAUACUCCUCCCCCUUCCUCGCGCUUCCCACUGCCUCCCCAACUUGGACAUCACACCUCCCUCGGUUCCCCCCUUUCUUCCUCCCCCCGCCCCCCCCACAGCUGCUGCACUUCCCCGCCCCCAAGGUCCGCUGGGCCCUAUCCGACCUGCUGGGGGAGCUGCUACAGCGCUGCUCCUGCUCCCUCUCCGCCUCCCGCCCUCUGCUGCUCGUGAGUCCCUAAGUUUCUGUGCCCUCUGUCUGUCCAUCCGGUCGCUGUUUGGGAAGAGCUCUGGUGAACAGCACCAGCACCAGCACAUGCACCAGCACCAGCACAUGCACCAACACCAGUACAUGCACCAACACCAGCACAUGCACCAACACCAGCACAUGCACCAACACCAGCACAUGCACCAACACCAGCACAUGCACCAACACCAGCACAUGCACCAACACCAGCACAUGCACCAACACCAGCACAUGCACCAACACCAGCACAUGCACCAACACCAGCACAUGCACCAACACCAGCACAUGCACCAACACCAGCACAUGCACCAACACCAGCACAUGCACCAACACCAGCACAUGCACCAACACCAGCACAUGCACCAUCUCGCACCCGUCGCUGCACUCGCUUCUCCUCCUCCUUGCUCUCGGAACAUGUCUCUCGCACACAUCCGCUGCUCGCCAGUACUUUGGGAGUGCCUGCUCCUCCUCGCCUCUGACCACUGGCCCUCUGUAGCCUCCUCUGCUCGCCGCCUCCUUGCCCGAGUCGUCAUCACCCACCCCACGCCAGCACCACCAUCAUUAUUACCAUCAGUAGCAGCGGCUACUGGUGGGGCAGUGCGGCAGCAGUGCACGAGAGCAGGGUGCAUUGAGGUGGCUACUGACAAUCUGGCGGAGCUGGUGGAGAGGCACAUGGCGUCCGUCACAACUCCCGCCCCGCCCACCGCUCACUUCCCACCCACCUCCCUGCCCCUCCACCCCUCCAUUCUUCCAUCCCCCACCCUCCCCUCCACCAUCUCCCCUGUCUCCUCCGCCUCGCACCUGCAAGCCACCACGGUCUCUCUCCGUGUGCUCGCAGCGGGUCUUAUCACAGCAGGGCCUCUGCCUACUGCCCACCGCAUCCUGGACCCGGCCUUCUCUACACGUCUCUCCGCUGCCAUCUCUCUGCAUCUGCCCUCUGCUCCCGGAAGCCCCCACACGCUCGAGUCCUCCCCUGCUCCUGCCCUCGCUCUUCCACCACUGCUCGGCUCAGCACCUGCAACAGGUGAAUCCCCAGGUGUUAUGCCGCCCAGCCCAGGUGUUCCAUCAGCGCUGCGCUCUGCAGCCACAGGAGAGGAGAGCGAGGAGGAGCGAUGGCGACAGUGGCCGUGGGAGGAUGCUCCCGGUGGGGGGGAUGUGGCAGCGCUGGGAAGUGGAACAGUGCAGGUGGAGGAGAAGAUGGAGGAAGAGGAGCAGAGAGCUCAGCAGCUCAAGGCAGCGGCGCAAAGGGAGGACAGGUGGCAUGCCGUGGUUGGUCCGGUGGUGCAGUCAGUGUUGGCAGAGCUGUUGAACGAGGACCUGUGGGAGCUGCCUGUGGAUGUGACCCAAGGGGGAGGGAGAGCGGUGCAGAGCGGUGCUGGGGGGGAAUGGAUGGGUGAGGAGGAGCGCAGGGGGAUGAUGCGCAGGCUUAAUGAGAAUGCCAACCUGCAAGCGGUGAGUGGGGAGCAGAUAUUCAGGAAGGGGAAUAGCAUGGCUCUGGUAUCAUCCUGUGUGCUCCUCCUCUCCCUCGCAGCAGCGCUCUCAGUUCUCGGCCAAUCACAAGCCACAGACUCCGGUGCGCUGCGCCGUGCCUUCCCUGCGCUGCUGCGCUCGCUCGCCUCUCCCCACGCCCGUGUCUCCUCCGCUGCUGCACAUGUCCUCUCCUCCAUCACCCGAUCCUUUGGUUACCCCUCGGUACGUCAUCGUCACCUGCUAUUCUUUCCUUCUCCCACUCCUUCUCCUCCCGUUCACACCCUUGCCUCUGCUGCUGCUGUGGCCCAAACCCAGGCAACAUGGACUAUGCCAUUACCACUGUGUGCCACGGCCCGCCCUCACGCCUGUCACGACCUGCUUGUGUCCCCCGUGCGAAUUUCCCUCCCUCUUACGCAGGUGGCAGCGUUGGUAACAGGAAACAUGGACUAUGCCAUUGCCACUGUGUGCCACGGCCUCUCCACCCUCCACUGCCACCCCUCCACGCCGCGCCUCCUGCUCGCCCUCAUACACCUCCUGCCCCUCGUGCCCGCCACCACUGCCGCCCCUGUGGUGCAUGUCGCCCCUGCCCUGCCGGUGGAGCAUGCAGCAGCAGCAGCAGCAGCGUCAGCGGUGCCAGUGGCAGCGACAGCGCCUUUGGUGUUGCCAUCGGCGUUUGAGAGCAUGCUGCCCCUCAUCAUCCACCCGGUAACCAUGCUGCCUCUCAUCAUCCACCCGGUAACCAUGCUGCCCCUCAUCAUCCACCCGGUAACCAUGCUGCCCCUCAUCAUCCACCCGAUUCGCUCUGUCCUGGCCUCUCUCCAAAUCACCGCUCGUUUGCAGCACGCCCCCCACAUAGUCACACUUGUUCAGGUGCUCCGUGUGCUGAUGUCAGCAUGUGCCGUCGCCACAUCAGCAAAGCGCGCCGACGCCGAAGCUGCAGCCUCGGCAGCAAUAGCGGUGCUCCGGAGGGAGGAGCGGGCCCGGCGCAAGCAGCUUCGGAAGCUGCGGCGAGCCAAGGAGGGAUGUGGUGGUGAGGAGGGGAGGAGCAAACCUCACCCUCUGAGCAGUCGUAACAAGCCUAACCGGCACAUCAACCGUGCUGGCCCUGAUUCUGAUGCUGCCAGUCUCGCAUCCUCUCCUGCCGGCAGUGCACCCCGGCUUGCUUCUCAAGGGGGCAGUAGCUGCAGUAGCAGCAGCAGCUCCUGUGGUGGAGGCGGCAGCAGUGGUGGUGGCGCAGACAGUGCCACUGCCAGAGAAUUCAAGACACCAGCUGAUCCAGCAGCCGUGCGAGCCUUCUUCACCCGCCGCAUGCAAGCUGCUGCUGCCGCCGUGCGUGAGGGGAAGGAGGCAGCAGAGCGGAAGGAAGAGGAGGAGGAGGACGAGACGUUGAAGGAGCAAGAGGGGGAGGGAGAGGGGAAUUCGAGUGAUGAGGAGUGGGACAACUUAGGGUCCGAUACAGAGUCAGAGGGAGAUGACAAGGAGGAGGCACAGGAGGGGGCGAAUGCAGCUGGUGUGGCAAGUAAGCGCGCGGGCAGGGAGGAGAGGGAGCAGUGGAGUGUGCGGCAUGCGCUGAGUCAGCUGGCGGAUCGCACGAGAGUGGUGGCCAUGCAAGCACAGCUGGCUGCCGCCUGCCUGGAGGCCUGUGGGCCGCUCAUGGCCAAUCGCGAUGCUGAGCUGGCGUUGCUCGCUGCUGACGUGGCACAGGCGUCAGUGGCCGCCAUGUCAGCAGCUGAUGUGGCGCAGCGGGCGAGGGCGAAUGAGCUUGAGGCAGUGAGGGAGGUGGUUCGGUUGAGAGUGAAACGAGCCAAGACGCACCUCACUGCACUGCAGGACUCAGGCUUGGGCACAGGUCCGGUCUUAGGUUCGGGGACAGGUUUGGGUGGAGGUCCGGGCAGCGGUUUGCUGGACUGGUUGGAGGAUGAUGUGGCAGGGCUACGAGCUGACCUGGCAUCUCUCCAGGACGACGUGGCAGCCAUGCAUGACACGGAGGAUGCUCUCAAGGUGGCGGAUGCUGUGAGGGACGAGACCAAUUGGCUGCUGCCACGUGUGCACAUGAUCUGGCCCCACGCUGUCUCCGGCCUCAAGAGAAGCCAUCCUGCUGUAAGCAUUGCGGAGAUAAGUGUUUUGCAUCGUCACACAUUCAUUCUUUUCCUCUUUCUCCUCCUCACCGUUCCCCUCUCCCCUUUUCUUUGCCAGCUCAUCAUCUCGUCCAUCCACGUCAUCACAGCUCUCUCCACCACGUGUGACGAUGCCUUCAUGGCCAGAAAGAUCCGGGAAGAUUCCUGGCCUCUCAUGGCGGCCCUGCUCCUGCAGGGUCCCUCUCUUCCCUCCCAUUACUCCUCUCCCUCCUCUCACUCCUCUCACUCGUCCCCCUUCCUCGCCUCUGUCUCCUCUCGGCGUCUCACCAAUCCAAGCCCCGUGGAUCUCACCAGGCUGCUCACCCUCAGGCCCUCCACGUCAGCAUCCACUAGCACCCGCAACACUGCCACAUCAGCAUCCUCAGGUGUGGCACCUUCUGUGAGAGAGCGAGUGCGGAUGGCAGUGCUGAUGUGGAUUGCAGAGGUGGCGCAAUCCGACAGGUCGAGGGAAGGCGGCGGAGUGGCGUUGAGGUCAGUGGCAUGUGACGUGAUGGUGGUGCUCAUGGCAGUGCUGGCAGAAGGGGGGUGUGGGGGAGAAGAACUGACUCAUGCUUUCUGCACUGGCAGCAGCAGCAGCAGCAGCAGCAGCAGCAGCAGCAGCGAUUCAAGGCCAUCCUUGAUGAAAACGGCAGCUGAGGCAGCAGUAUCGCUCGGCCGUGCACACAAGGAGAAUGUCACCACGUUCCUGUCUCAGGCCAUCCAGUCAGUUGCUUCCACAUCGUCGCCGCAAUUGAGUGCCACUGCGCAGAGCUCCGACAUUGUGGUCGCGGAUGGUGGAAAAACAACAGAUGGAAUUUCCAAGAACGAGCUUGUGAAAGUAGCAGAGCCGUCGUUAAGAGGCACAGGUGAUGUGGAGAAACAGGGGAGCCACGUUCAUUUGUUUUUGACGCUGCUGAAGCAGCUGCAAGAAUGA